Cyprinodon variegatus (sheepshead minnow) is the source of this 7315-nucleotide messenger RNA. It is a transcript of the gene nrxn1, whose product is annotated as neurexin 1. The transcript is spliced from 23 exons. Bases 616 to 5124 code for a protein of 1502 amino acids. NCBI's taxonomy places the organism in Eukaryota, Metazoa, Chordata, Actinopteri, Cyprinodontiformes, Cyprinodontidae. The record is from RefSeq and is a predicted model, not a curated record.
UCACCUACUGAGGACUGCUUUGACAGACGAACUGUCUAAUGCUGCGUUUAUCAGCUUUAUAUGCCUUAUGGUAUUUUUCAUCCCUUCUAGCUAGGAUACAGGGCGAAAAGCCCUAAAUAAGGAUUCUGGUUGCUCGUCAAAGAAAGCGGACUUAAACAUGAAAAUUAAAGCUGCCAACUCAGUUUAAGUAAAAUAGCGUGGACACUAACUGGCACUGGAAAAAAACUGUUUCAUAAUUUUGUAAAGAGUCUGUAUGCUUUUUGGAUGUCUAAAUCUCCUGCUCCAGCUGAGCUAUGGCAAAAAGGACCUAUCAACACAUCAAGCUUUUUUUGCAAGAACCGUGAGAUAUAAAUUGAUUGGCCAGAACAGAUUUAAGUAAUGGUGUCUGCGCCUGGAAGCAAGUACUACCUAAACCAGAUUUCAUGUAAAUUUGUGCUGACAUGCAAUCAUAUGUCCUACAAUGCUGCAGUUCACACUUAUAAAUCCACAUAGGCCUUCAGUGCCACACUAGACUUUUGUUAAGACUGAUCCAACAUACUUAUUUGCAUAAAUAGAAUACUUAUAAGUUCUGAAGAUAUUACUUAUAGCUGUAAUAUACAGAGUAGGGCUCACACAAUGGUUGUACAAAAGCUGCAUAGUGCCCAUUUCGUAUGGGUAGGGAUCUUCUUAUGCUGCUUUAUAGAAAUAGGGGCUGCUCUUGAAUUUACAGGCACUGAGGGACAGUGGGCCAGGUUUCCAGUGUGGAAUGCAUGUUGUGAAAGUGAAAUGAGCUUUAACCUGAAGACAAAGAGCUCCCACGGGCUGCUUGUUUACUUUGAUGAUGAAGGAUUUUGUGACUUUUUAGAACUUCUUCUAAUAAAAGGGAAACUCAGCCUACGCUACUCAAUCUUCUGUGCAGAGCCUGCAACCGUAGUUUCUGACACAGCCGUCAAUGACAGCCAAUGGCAUACUGUCACGAUUAGAAGAAACUUUAAAAACACAACCCUUGCUGUGGAUGAUGAGAUAAAGUGGGUGGAAGUGAAAUCGAAAAGACGUGACAUGACUGUUUUCAGCCAUCUGUUCCUCGGGGGAAUACCGCUGGAGCUACGGUCCGUGGCAUUGCGCCUGACGUCGGCUGUGGUCAAGGAUCAGCCUCCUUUUGUGGGAUGGAUAACAGAUAUAAAGGUCAACAACACUGAGGCUGAAAUGAUCAACAGUGAGGGGGUCUUAAUGGAUGUCUGCGGUACAGCCAACAUGUGCUUAAAUGGAGGAGUCUGCAGUUUAAUUAACAAUGAACCAGCAUGCAACUGCUCUCACACUGGCUUCCAAGGAAAGGACUGCAGUGAAGACAACAAUACCGAAGGUCUGGCACACCUGAUGAUGGGCGACCAAGGUAAAAGUAAAGGGCAGAGAGGGGAGACUUGGCUUGUAAGGUCCCUACUGAGCAUUCAAGGAAAAGAAGAGUAUGUUGCAACCUUCAAAGGAUCUGAGUUCUUCUGCUACGACUUGUCCUUGAACCCGAUUCAAAGCAGCAGUGAUGAAAUCACAUUGUCAUUCAAAACCCUACAGAGGAACGGACUAAUGCUGCACACGGGCAAAUCUGCAGAUUACGUCAACCUGGCGCUGAAAAAUGGGGCUGUGUCACUCGUCAUUAAUUUGGGGUCUGGAGCCUUUGAAGCUCUUGUGGAGCCAGUCAAUGGAAAAUUUAAUGACAAUGAUUGGCAUGAUGUCAAAGUUACACGGAAUCUACGUCAGCACUCAGGCAUUGGACACGCUAUGGUAACCAUAUCUGUAGAUGGGAUUCUGACCACCACAGGAUAUACACAGGAGGACUAUACCAUGCUGGGCUCGGAUGACUUUUUCUAUGUUGGAGGGAGCCCUAGUACAGCGGACCUGCCUGGAUCUCCUGUUAGCAACAACUUCAUGGGUUGCCUGAAGGAGGUUGUUUACAAAAACAAUGAUGUAAGGCUCGAGUUGUCCAGACUGGCCAAGCAGGGUGAUCCAAAAAUGAAAGUCCAUGGCAUUGUGGCCUUUAAGUGUGAGAAUGUAGCCACUCUGGAUCCCAUUACAUUUGAGACACCCGAGUCAUAUAUUAUUCUUAACAAAUGGAACGCUAAGAAGACAGGAUCCAUCUCUUUUGACUUCCGCACCACCGAACCCAACGGCCUUCUACUUUUCAGUCAUGGCAAGCCAAAGCAGCAACCAAAAGACUCCAAGACACCACAAACUCUUAAAGUUGACUUCUUUGCCAUUGAGAUGCUGGAUGGCCAUCUCUACUUGCUAUUAGAUAUGGGCUCAGGAACCACAAAGACCAAGGCAGUCAACAAAAAAGUAAAUGAUGGUGAAUGGUACCAUGUGGACUUCCAGCGAGAUGGAAGAUCAGGUACAAUCUCCAUCAAUACCCUUCGUACUGCUUACACAGCCCCUGGAGAAAGUGAGAUCUUGGACUUGGAUGACAAUCUGUAUCUUGGGGGUCUGCCAGAAAACAAGAUGGGCCUCGUGUUCCCCACUGAGGUGUGGACAGCUCUGCUCAACUAUGGCUAUGUGGGCUGUAUCCGAGAUUUAUUUAUAGAUGGACAGAGUAAAGAUGUGCGGCGCCUUGCAGAGGUCCAGAAGGCUGCCGGGGUCAAACCCUCAUGCUCUAAAGAGCCUCCUAAACAGUGCUUGAGCAACCCCUGCCAAAAUAAUGGUGUCUGCAGGGAGGGAUGGAACCGCUACGUCUGUGACUGCUCUGGAACUGGAUACUUGGGACGCUCCUGUGAAAGAGAGGCGACCAUUCUCAGUUACGAUGGCAGUAAGUUUAUGAAAGUCCAGCUCCCAGUGGUUAUGCACACAGAGGCUGAAGAUGUGUCUCUUCGAUUCCGCUCCCAACGGGCCUAUGGCCUGCUGAUAGCCACAACGUCCCGGGACUCUGCUGACACUCUGCGUCUUGAAUUGGAAAGUGGACGGGUCCGUCUCACCGUCAAUCUAGAUUGUAUCAGGAAUAACUGUACCACCAGCAAAGGUCCAGAGACUAUUUUUGCGGGUCAGAACCUGAACGAUAAUGAGUGGCAUACCGUACGUGUGUUCAGGAGAGGCAAGAGUUUGAAACUGACUGUAGAUGAACUACCGCCUGUGGAAGGUCAAAUGGCAGGUGACCACACCCAGCUGGAAUUUCAUAACAUUGAGACCGGCAUCGUGACAGAGAAGCGCUUCAUGUCCUUGGUGCCGUCUAACUUCAUUGGCCACCUUCAAAGCCUCUCCUUCAAUGGCAUGGCUUACAUUGACCUGUGCAAAAAUGGUGACAUUGAUUAUUGUGAACUCAAUGCCAUGAUUGGCUUCAAGAACAUUAUUGCUGAUCCGGUCACCUUCAAGUCACGUUCCAGCUAUGUGACUCUCACCACUCUGCAGGCCUACUACUCGAUGCACCUUUUCUUUCAGUUUAAAACCACAUCUCCUGAUGGUCUCAUCCUCUACAACAGUGGCGAUGGAAAUGAUUUCAUAGUGGUGGAACUGGUCAAAGGUUAUCUUCACUAUGUAUCUGACCUGGGGAAUGGAGCCCACCUCAUCAAAGGAAACUCCAAUAAACCUCUUAGUGACAACCAGUGGCACAAUGUUAUAAUCUCCAGAGACACUAACAAUCUACACACAGUCAAGAUCGAUACCAAGAUUACUACGCAGACAACUUCAGGAGCCAAGAAUCUGGACCUGAAAGGAAACCUUUACAUAGGUGGGGUGGCAAAGGAGAUGUAUAAGGACCUGCCCAAACUGGUACAUGCCAAGGAAGGUUUUCAGGGUUGCCUGGCAUCUGUGGAUCUGAACGGACGCCUCCCAGAUUUGAUGUCAGAUGCUCUGGACUGUGUGGGACAGAUAGAAAGAGGGUGUGAAGGCCCCAGUACCACAUGCCAAGAAGACUCCUGCGCCAACCAGGGUGUGUGUCUUCAGCAGUGGGAGGGCUUUAGCUGUGAUUGCAGCAUGACGACAUUUGGAGGACCACUUUGUAAUGACGCGGGAACAACAUACAUAUUUGGCCGAGAUGGUGGACUGAUCACCUACACGUGGCCACCAAAUGACAGACCCAGCACAAGGGCGGAUCGACUUGCCAUUGGGUUCAGUACACACCUGAAGGAUGCUGUCUUAGUGAGAGUGGAUAGCUCCUCUGGACUUGGAGACUUCUUGAAACUCCACAUUGAAAAAGGAAACAUUGCUGUAGUAUUUAAUGUGGGAACAGAUGACAUAAACAUUGAGGAGACGUCAAAAUUUGUAAAUGAUGGAAAAUACCAUAUAGUGAAGUUUACAAGGAGUGGGGGUAAUGCCACUCUGCAGGUGGAUGACCUGCCAGUCAUUGAGCGCUACCCCACAGGCAACAUUGAUAACGAUCGCCUGGCGCUUGCUAGACAGCGAAUCCCAUACCGACUCGGUCGAGUAGUUGACGAAUGGCUACUCGACAAAGGGCGACAGCUUACAAUCUUCAACAGCCAAACCACUAUACAGAUUGGGGGCUGGGAGCGAGAUCGGAGAGGAUCCUUUCAAGGCCAGCUCUCAGGACUCUACUACAAUGGGUUAAAGGUGUUCAACAUGGCCGCUGAAGGGGAUCCUAAUAUAAAGAUCAAGGGCAGCGUGCGGCUUGUUGGGGAGUCUCCAUCCUCUAUCACACCUCAGUCAAGCACCACAGCUAACCGCUCGGAGACAUCUACGUCCAUCAUGGAAAUCACUACUACCACUGCUUCUAGCAGGAAAGUUAAACUGACCACACCACGAGAGCCUCAGCAGACAACUGAGGACAGUGUGGUGGCUUCUGCUGAGUGUCCAAGUGAUGAUGAAGACAUUGAUCCCUGUGAGCCGAGCUCAGGUGGGUUAGCCAGUCCCACAGGAUCCGGACCAAAAGGUUACCCUGGCACAUCUGAGGUCUUCGGCGAGUCCAGCAGCACAACGGGGAUGGUUGUUGGCAUCGUAGCAGCAGCCGCAUUGUGUAUCCUCAUUCUACUUUAUGCCAUGUACAAGUACCGUAACAGAGACGAAGGAUCGUAUCAUGUGGAUGAGAGCCGCAAUUACAUCAGCAACUCAGCACAAUCCAAUGGCACAGUAGUCAAAGAGAAACCCAUCAACAACCCGAAAACCUCCAGCAAGAAUAAAAAGAACAAGGACAAAGAGUACUACGUGUGACUGAGGAACAUCUGGUCUUUUCUAGACCAGCGUCUGUCCAAAAGAUUGAUAAGGACAUAAACAUGUGUACAGGAUAAUACCGAAGAUGAACAAUAGUUAGUAUUUUUUUUUCUAACAAGACAGUGCUCUACAAAAUAAACUGAAGAUAAAAAUAUACAUUUCUUUACUCUUAAGAACUUCAAACAAACAGGAAAUACUGUCCAGAAAAAGACUUAUAGGAAAAUGGACUACCUAAUAUCUUAUGUGUCGACCAACAAUGAUAAUCCACAUGUGACUUGUUCUUGGGCCAGAAUAUUGCCUCCCUUUCUUCAUGUUUCUAGGAACAGAAGAGUACAGAUGCACAUUGCAGAUGGAGAUUCAGCAUUACAAACUCUGUAUUCUCGAGAAAAUGGCACACUACAUAAAUUAAUACAUACCAUAAAUAUGCUAAACAUUGACUAUAGAAGGGAGAGUAAAGGAAAAAAUUGGAUUUUCAGGCCAAAGGACUCUCUGAAAAGUCUUUUAAAGACUUUUUCAUGUCACUGAGCUGUUGCAGUGUAAAGAUUGGGACAGAUGGGCAUUUCUCUUUAAAUACACUUAUUUAAAGGAACUGUUCUGUUAGAAAGUGGAGGCCUUCAUUUUCCAUGCUGUAUUGUGAUAUUAAAGGGAGGACAUUUCUGCUGGAUUCCUGAGGAUCUGGGAAAUGAUUAUCACCUGGGAGCCAUGCACGCAAAAUUAUCUUAUUACAGUACUUAUGUUUAUAAACAGUACAACCACAUCUAUUUGUGCUUUCUGGACUGUGACAAAGUGGUGUUUUAUAGCCUGUUGUAAAGAUAAUGCAAAAUAUAACUGCUCCUCAACCAUUUUGGAAUAAAAUAAGAAAUUUAAAAAACAUAUGUGUUAAUAGGUGUUGCUAGACAUAGAAUAUUUUAUGAGGACAUCUUUUUCUCUCAGUUGAAUAAUAAUUUGAAAUAUCCUUGUUUUUACAUGUGUUCCUAUAUAGUUUUUAUACAAAUGCCAACCUGAGAUAGAUCAUUCUGGACCAGUAAUAGCCUAUCCAUUCCCAAAAAAACCCACACGACACUGACAGUGGAAUCUAGUGUGGAUCUCUUUCAAAGGAAUCACUGCCUUUUUUCUCCAUCCUAAUUUAGAUUAAUAAAAAUGAACAGGAAUAUGAGUGAUGAUAAAGAUUAGAAUAAAUAAACAUGUGUGUCUGUUUUUUUUUUGUCUAAGUAAUGCUAAACAGUGGGCGAUGUGUGCCUGGGCAACCCCAAAAUCCUGCAGAGAAUAGCUCAAAUAAGUCUCCAUUUCAACUGUUCUGUGUUUGUUCUGUCAUUCUGUCUGUCAUAUCUGCUUUCCAGAGACCUGUACUUGGAUUGAGUAUGAGGAAAAAUGACCAUGAACUAUAAAUGAUGAUUAUUAAUUCUCUUUGUUUGCUGCUCCUUUGUUUAAUUUCAGAUAUUUUCUUUUCAAAUGUGUUUCCUGUACUCCCAAGUGAAAAAAAAAAGUCUUAUCGAAACUAGUUUUCAGAAGGCAAAUUAAUAAAAUAUUACUUCACUAUUACUAGUGAACUUAAAACUAUUCUGCUGACAACCAGCAUGACUACAGGAUCUCUGAUUAGACUUGUUCCAAUUCAAGAUUUUGCUUCUGGUUUUGUGAUAAUAUCUGGAUCAUUGUGUUGUAUGAGGGCAUACCACUGCUAAAAUUUGUGUCCAUACCUCCUACUGUAUUUAUAUUUCAAAGAUUUUUAGUUAGAAACUUUUCAACAUAAUGAUCAGGAGGAUGCUGCUAAUAUGGCUAUGAUAACAUUCUAUAUAUAUUUGCUGAGCUGUUAAAUUGUUUAAAGAAUGGAAAGGGAAUUAUGUUUUGUUUGUCUGGUUUGCUUUUACUAUGUCCUCUUGUCCAGGUCGACUAGUUCUCAAUAGUUUCACCUGGUUAAAUAAUCUGAACACCAAAAGCUCAGAGAUACAGUAUAUGGAGGGUUACAUAGAACCGUUGAAUAAAAAUCAUUCAUUACUCUUAAAUCAACUGGAUGACUGCAGCCCUGUGGUAUACUGGUAUUUUCUCAUGUUUUCAGCUUCUAAACUCAACCACAUAUGCUCAUCAGGCCCCCGAGAUUUGGUAGGCUUAUUUCUAUAUACCUUCACAGCGUCUGAUUUUUCUUUCAUUUUUUUAACUUGUAGCCUUCAGUCUUAACUCAAGUGACACCACU